Phlebotomus papatasi is the source of this 3585-nucleotide messenger RNA. RefSeq lists its product as uncharacterized. The transcript is spliced from 4 exons. The record is from RefSeq and is a predicted model, not a curated record. Lineage: Eukaryota; Metazoa; Arthropoda; Insecta; Diptera; Psychodidae. The coding region runs from base 289 to 1134 and encodes 281 amino acids.
GUCAAGGCGACGGUUUACAAGUCUGGCAUUUUUCUUCCUUGUAUUUUCCUUUUGUUUUCCCUUUGUGAGUUUCUAAAGAAAAAUUUGAAAAUGUUGUGCGCCCCGGGAGAUGCCUCAAGACGGGAUCAUCAGUGCAUCUCAUCGCGAUGGUGCUGAAAAGUUCAGUAAUUAACAGUUUAAUGUGGGAAGUGACCCAGAUGGAGACACCAUCCUUGGCGCCAAUGUAGUUCCGAAGGCCAAGUCCUGCCGCCCCACAAGUCCUCUUGCUGAGGUGCUAACGGGUGGAAAAUGAAUGAAAAUUUCAGUGAUGCCGCAUGCCAUGUCACAGUGUCUCAUGAGGAUACAACCAAUUGCAAUAGUGGUGGUGAAAGUGCUCAAGUGUGCUCGUUCGUGAAGCAAGAGGAGAAAAAAAGUGAAAAUGUCUCUGGUGAACAUUUCACCCACAAUUUCGGCGACGCAGCGUCUGACGGGAAUUUUUCCGAAGUCAAUUACUGGGCAUACAACAACAACUUCCUCUUUCCACCUCACAUCUACAAGAGACUCUUCGAACAGGCUAUCUUCCAUAAGAGGAACUACCUUCCUGCAAAGAUAGAGAAAUCAUCCCAGUGGGAAGGUGCUCCAGGUGAUUUUACUCCCGCCAAUAAUUGUAUAUCUCGGGAGAAAUGUGAAAGUGAAUCAUUACCAAGAAGAAUUGAAGAUCAAAAGGGAUUUUUCUCCUUGAUGAACACUGUAAUGAAUGAUCAAAUGCCAACUCAAGAGUCCGGAAUUCAUCACAUGUGGAGUCGUGGAGAUUUGGGUAAAUUGCGAGCAGAGCACGGAAACAGCAACGAAUUGACACGGAAAGAUGAUGACCAAGGGGAUCAUCACAUGACCACAGCUAUGUACCCAGGGACAGCAAUGCGAUCCGCAAGUGUACCAAUCAGGAGUAUGUCACCGCAGCACGGACAUGCUGGACCACCGGCAGCCAAUGGAUCACAUUUACUAAGUCCACCACAGCCACUGGACGCCACAAAAAUCGGAUCAAAUUUGCAAAAUGGUCCAGCGAUUGGAGGCCGAAAAUAUCACUGCAAAAUCUGCUCUCAGGUGAGUGAAUUGAGCCAUUUUCAUCAAAUCCAUUUGCCAUGUGUCUCGUGAAAUACGAUCAUCGGUCGAUCGGCAGGAUUUCACAACCCUUUUUUUGCGCCUCAGCCUCGACAAUACAUUUAUCAAUCAGAGUGAAAUUAUAAAUCGCAAAAUUACACAAAAGCCACGCGCUCAUCUUUUUGCUGAAAGAAACUGGAUGAAUGCCAAGGAGAUUGAGGAUGAUAUCUAACAAACCGAUCACACCUCAAGAAUCACCAUCCCGGUGCCACAAAAACCUAUCGAACCUUAUAUCCGAUUUCUCCGAUAGGCACAAUGAAGCACACCCCAGACUCUGGAAUGGCAAAAGGGUUGCGCAAAGGGGUAUAGCACUAUCUUUUUUGUCUACCUCCGAGAUGCCACCCUAAUCAAUUGCUUUCUCAUUUUCUGAGUGUUACCCGUCUUAGAGACGCAAAUGGGAAGAUCGGGGAUGGAAAGGGGUUUGGUCCAUUGUUCACAACUGAUAGAAGUACUAUGAGGAAGACAAUCCGCACCCUUUCUCUCUAAAAUAAAAAAAAGAAUCCUCACAAAAGGUACAACACAAGAGCCAGAUGAUUUAGGAGCUCAAAUCAAUUUUGAAGGAGAUUGGGGUAACCCCUUGUACCGUGUGAUCUUUAUUCGAUCGCAUUCGACAAGACUUAUUGAGAAACGAUUUAAUGCCUUAUCUUCCUAUUGAAUUAAGAGAAUGCUCAUCUAAUGAUGCUUAAUUUAUAGCUGAGCAUUUAUCUCCAAAAGUUCACAUUUGGCGAUCUUGAGCCAUGUGAUCGAAGCUCCGGCGUGAGAAGCGCAGGCAGAAAAAUUUGCCAAAAAGAAGCACUGUGAUUUCGUAAACACCGGAAAUAGAAUCCCGGAAAACAGGUUUCGGUUGGCAAUUUAUCACAAAACACACUUACCGGACGGUGUAUUGUGCGAUCAUCGUUUUCCAUGUGAUCCACCUCGAAAGAUUUGCUCUCGAUCAUGCAAAAUGGGAUGGGAGAGAGAAGAAGAUCUUUUGAAGAAGAGAGGUCUCGUGAAGAAGGUUGGAGGAAAGCCAGUAAAGACAAAAAAAAGAGAUGCUGUGAAUGAUGUUUUUUGCAUCCAAUUGUCCCUUUUGAGUUUAGCGAUCUUGGGAUUGUUUCUCACUCCCGCCUCCUGUUUCAAAUAUUUUACUGCAUCUUCCGACCAUAAAUUGCGCGCAAACGGCGUGCGAGACUGAGGUUUAAGAUGGGUCUCUCUCUUGGCAAAAUGGUACAAGGACUGUGCUGGCGGUCUGGCGUGUUAGGUGGUUGCUGAUGGGCGACACAAUGUGGUCAACAUCCACUAUCGCACUCUGUCCCAGAAGGCGCUCUGAUAUCACCCAGAGAUUGCAGAAUGAUCCUCGCCACACACACUGGGGCUUUCUCUCUCUCUCUCUUCUGGGAGAGAUCGAAUCUGCAGAAGCCACUAUAAUCGAUCGCACAAUUGGAUAAUACAUCCCAUAACAAUGCCCCAUCCGAGAUAAAUUAAAACGGUUGCCAAUAUGUAAUCCAAUCUGUUCAAAAGUUUUCAUCUCGUGAUUGCCGCCACUUGAGUUUGCCCAGUGAAAAGUCUCUCAUAUGAAGUUCCCCUAUAUAGACGGUGAUCAGCCAAGUGUCUAUUUCAUUUCAUUUUGAAUAAACCAUCGCGGUAUAUUUACACACCGGCACUUUUCGCAUCUCAUUCCAAAUUCAAAUAUCCCCAAGUAUAUAUUCUUCAGAUUUUUCCGCCAUUUUAUUGCUAUACAGCUUAAUCUUUCUCGUUUCUCAAUGAUAUUCCAUCAUAUCAUGUUCCUGUCAUGAGUCAAGCGUGAAAGAGAGAUGUUGGAAGAAAAAAAAUUGUGUUAAAUCUCUUUUAGAUGCCACCUUUGGAAAUACCAUCCAAUAGUAUAUUUCAUAAUUAAAAGCCAUCCAUUUCGUGUAAUUCCAUCCCACUAAUAUUUUACUAAUUUCAUAUUUGAGAUAACUAACGCUAUAUUCCUUAAUGUUCUAGCGCCAAGGUUAUAGAAUAUUUAAUCCGAUGACAGAAAAAAAGUAUAAUAACUUCAAAGAUAUUGUUUUUUCAAAUGACAUAUUUUUUGGAAUAUUUCAUCUUGGGUUGUUUAAUAAGAUCCAUCUAAUAAUGUUUUUAGGCCACGCCCCCUCCUCAAAAAAUUAAUGAAGGAAUAUUACUGCUAGUAUUCUUUAUUUUUUUUUUAUAUUUAAUACUUUUAAUAUAAUUUUUAACCAUUACGUAACUACUUAGACUUCGUAGCUUUAUAAACUGCGUCGGGGAAUUUUUUGUCCAAUACUUCAGGCAAGAGAAGGCGUGGCUUAUAUUAUAUUGAACAAAGUAUACCAGAACUUUGUCUGAUAGAAUAUUUUGAUAUUUAGUCUCUCUAUGACUGAUUUUCCGAUAAUCACAUAUUUACCAUCGCAUUGCUAUACAUAGUAGUUUGUUAAUAAAAAAAAUGAAAAAUGUAAAACAAACAAA